Lachancea thermotolerans CBS 6340 is the source of this 1974-nucleotide messenger RNA. It is a transcript of the gene YMR1, whose product is annotated as phosphatidylinositol-3-phosphatase YMR1. Gene Ontology annotation, molecular function: phosphatase activity. Gene Ontology annotation, biological process: dephosphorylation. The record is from RefSeq and is a predicted model, not a curated record. Lineage: Eukaryota; Fungi; Ascomycota; Saccharomycetes; Saccharomycetales; Saccharomycetaceae. The coding region runs from base 1 to 1974 and encodes 657 amino acids. The transcript has 2 exons.
AUGGAAUACAUAAAAAUUGCCAAUGUCGACGAUGUUAUACUACACAGAAGAGGAAUAUCCGCGAAAGGAACACUGCAUUUGACAACACAUCAUAUGAUCUUUAGCUCCGCGAUGUUAGCGCGUGAGUUUUGGUUUGCUUACCCAACCAUAGGAGCAGCAUUCAAAAACCGGGGCAGCGCCCUAAUAUCCAAGUCCAAGGAUCACAAUGAGCGCCAAGACCCACUCUACAGUGGGAUGGAUAUUUGGUCUUUUUGUAACAUUAAAAUUGUGGGGAAAGACUACACAGUAUUCUCCCUUGACUUCCAAGACGAGCGAAUGGCGCAGGACGUCUAUGACUCGGUUCUGAAGCUCACUGUUUUGCAAGAGGAAACACAACUUUACGCAUUUAUCUACACACCCAACAAGGCAGAAAAACCGUUCAAUAGCUGGAACAUCUACGACCCUGUAAGAGAAUUUCAUCGACAGGGAUUGGCACUCGACCACGCAUGUCCCUGGCGACUGUCAGACAUCAAUAAAGACUACAACUUUUGCAAGACCUAUCCGCAUGUCCUGGUUGUCCCACGCGCUAUUUCAGACACCCUCCUCACGCAUGCCAGCCGGUACAGAUCCCAAAACAGGUUGCCAGCAUUGACCUUCUAUUAUCGCAAAACUAACUCUUCUAUCACAAGAUGCGCCCAGCCCCUUCCCGGAUUAAUUCAGCAGCGCUCUAUUCAGGAUGAGAAACUCGUCAACGAGAUCUUUGGGUGCUCCGUACCAGCAGGUAAUGAAAUCCCUAGGGCUGUGAAAAAUAUUGUUGUGGACGCAAGGCCCGCUACUAAUGCUAUGGCACAGACCGCCUUAGGUGGUGGUACUGAGAAUAUGGACAACUAUAACUUCGGUGGAACCGCCAGCAGGAUGUUCCUAGGCAUAGACAACAUUCACAUAAUGAGAGAUUCUCUCAACAACGUUGUCGAUAAUCAUCUGGUAGAUAAUGAUCUGAACCUACCCAUAGAUAGAGGUUCUCUGAACGACGGCAAGUGCGCGCAAUGGCUCAAGUAUAUCCGGACAUUAUUAUCAUCUACUGAGACUCUGGUUAAAUCAAUACUUUUCAACCAAUCGAAUAUUCUGAUUCACUGCUCAGAUGGCUGGGAUAGGACCACACAAGUGUGCUCGCUGGUUCAGCUGUGCUUGGAUCCUUAUUUUAGAACUCUAGAAGGGUUUAUGGUUUUAAUAGAGAAAGACUGGGUGUCGUUUGGCCAUCGAUUCGCUGAGCGGAGCGGUCAUUUGAGCUCAAAGAAUACUUUCCAUGAUAACUCAAUGAGAAUCAGUAUAUCCGAGGCAGCAACUACGAUGACCCAGGGGAUAGACCUGAACUCGCGCCUUUUUGGGUUCUCUAACUCGAAUAAUGGAAGUCCUCAGGAAAAAACAGAAGCUUCCACGGGCGAACUCUCAGAUUUGAGUUUUUCUUCGCAACUUCCGUCAUCAUCUGAACUGAUGCACAAAGUUUCUAGAAGAGUGGCCAACAGAAAGUCAUCUAACACUUCUCCAAUCUUCCAACAAUUCCUCGAUUGCGUCCACCAACUACAAAGGCAGAAUCCCAGUCAGUUUGAGUUCAAUGAGCGUUUCUUAAGACGGCUGGUCUACCACCUGUACUCUUGUCAGUAUGGAACUUUCUUGUUCAAUUCAGAACAAGAGCGUGUCGCACACGAUGCUCAAAAUAAAACAAGAAGCGUUUGGGAUUAUUUCAGGUCCCGGCCAGCUGAGUUUCUAAAUGCAUCGUAUGCACCAACUAGUCCUUCGGACGACGACUGGAUAUUACCGGACCUGAAAGACGUGAAGUGGUGGUGGCAGCUUUUCGGAAGGAAAAACGAGGAGAUGAACGGCACCAGCAAACCUUCUGAGGACAGACCGUGCUCUUCAGAAGAGGGCAAGAAGACCGGCUUAAAAUUUCCCUCACUCAGGCUAGACAUCUUUAAUAGAGGCAAUAACAGGUAG